AUGCAAUGUUUCCAGGAACAUUGCCUCUUCUUGCACAGAUUUAAGAAAAUACUCAAUUUUAUUGAUGUAACAGAAUUUAUUCUUCUAGGAUUAACUAGUCGUCCAGAAUUACAACUCCUUUUCUUUGUGGUUUUCUUACUAGUCUUCAUUAUCACAUUGAUUGGGAACAUUGGCAUGAUCAUAUUAAUCAGAAUUAGCCCUCAGCUCAACAGCAGUCCCAUGUACUUCUUCCUUAGCCAUCUGUCUUUUGCAGAUGUGUGGUUCUCCUCCAAUGUCACCCCUAAAAUGUUAGAAAAUCUGUUAUCGAAGACAAAAACCAUUUCUUAUAAUGGAUGUAUAGUGCAGUGCUUUCUCUUCAUUGCUUUUGUCCACGUAGAAGUCUUCAUCCUUGCUGUGAUGGCUGUCGAUCGAUACAUGGCGAUUGGCAACCCUCUGCUUUAUGGAAGCAGAAUGUCAAGAACUGUCUGUAUUCAAUUGAUCUCUUUCCCCUAUGUAUACGGCUUCUUUAUAAGUUUUAUCUCAACCCUGUGGACCCAUGGUUUGUACUUCUGUGGGAACAUUGAGAUCAACCACUUCUACUGUGCAGAUCCAGCCCUCAUCAAAAUGGCCUGUGCUGGAAACUUCAUUAAAGAAUACACCAUGCGUACAUUAGCAGGUCUCAACUUCUCUUAUUCCUUACUGGUCAUUAUUGUCUCCUACAUAUUCAUCCUUAUUGCCAUCACAAGAAUGCACUCUGCAGAAGGAAGAAUGAAAGCAUUUUCCACAUGUGGGUCACUUGACAGCUGUCACGUCAUGUAUCUUAGAAGCCCAACUGAGGAAUCUGUGGAGCAGGGGAAGAUGGUGGCUGUGUUUUACACUACAGUAAUUCCUAUGCUGAAUCCCAUGAUCUAUAGCCUCAGGAACAAGGUUGUAAAGGAGGCCAUGAACAAAGCAAUCAGUAGAGCAUUUUUAAAUAAGUAG
This is a messenger RNA of Castor canadensis (American beaver), 960 nucleotides long. RefSeq names its product olfactory receptor 5M3-like. Gene Ontology annotation, biological process: G protein-coupled receptor signaling pathway. NCBI's taxonomy places the organism in Eukaryota, Metazoa, Chordata, Mammalia, Rodentia, Castoridae. Gene Ontology annotation, molecular function: G protein-coupled receptor activity; olfactory receptor activity. The record is from RefSeq and is a predicted model, not a curated record. Gene Ontology annotation, cellular component: membrane.